Messenger RNA from Dracunculus medinensis (Guinea worm), 345 nucleotides. Lineage: Eukaryota; Metazoa; Nematoda; Chromadorea; Rhabditida; Dracunculidae. The record is from the annotation of a GenBank genome assembly.
AAGCUACCUGACCAUACGUCAUUGUUAGAAAGUGCGAAAGCUCAUGAAGUGUUUAAUGCCAUAAUUGAAGGUGAAGCUCAGGUGUGGAAAUCGCUUUGCCACUUUCAUUUCACUCAAGAACAGAUUGCUAGUCACUGGAAUAACAAUAAACAUUCUUGGCGACAUACUUUCUUCGAACUUAAAAAAUAUUAUGGUUUACGAGAAUUUUAUGCUGAUCUCAUACAUUUAUGUUGCCACUGUAAAGCACUUUUUUGGAAGGAUCAUGGUCAUCCUUGUGUUUCUAAUGAUGCACCUUCAGUUCGAGUUACACCUCACCAGUUCAUUGAUAUGCUUCUUUUCAUGUAA